Pelmatolapia mariae (spotted tilapia) is the source of this 1313-nucleotide messenger RNA. RefSeq names its product macrophage mannose receptor 1-like. The record is from RefSeq and is a predicted model, not a curated record. Gene Ontology annotation, biological process: receptor-mediated endocytosis. Gene Ontology annotation, cellular component: plasma membrane. Gene Ontology annotation, molecular function: signaling receptor activity. NCBI's taxonomy places the organism in Eukaryota, Metazoa, Chordata, Actinopteri, Cichliformes, Cichlidae. The coding region runs from base 1 to 1050 and encodes 349 amino acids. The transcript is spliced from 7 exons.
AUGGUAACCACGGACUCUGAGCGGCUGGAUCGAGGCAGUAUGCUGGAAAAUGAAGCGUCAAAGAUCGGACUGCGGAUCAGCGCUGCCAAAAGCAAAGUCAUGCGGAGCGGUUAUGCCAGAGCGAAUACUCCAGUACUCGUUGGCCACAGCCCGCUUGAUGAAUUCGAUCAGUUCACGUAUCUCGGCAGUGUGAUAACACCAGACGAGACAUUCACACUAGGAGGAAAUGCUUUUGGAGCCGCUUGUCAGUUCCCUUUUAAGUUCCAUGAGAAGUGGUACGCCGAAUGCACUAAAGACGGUCGUACGGAUGGACAGCUGUGGUGUGCCACGGAGAGAGAUUAUGAUAAAGUGGGGAAAUGGGGAUUUUGUCCAACCAGAGUUGUAGCUCCCACUGCUCCCCCACAGCUUCCUGCAGGCUGUCCACAAUCAACAAGCAGGGGAACAUGGAUACCUUUCAGAGGCCAUUGUUAUUCCUUCUUCAGUUCAGUGACCAAUGACUGGGCCCACGCCUCAAUUGAAUGUAUAAAAAUGGGUGCUUCUCUAGUGAGUAUUCAGGACCCUAUUGAGAGUAAAUUUAUAGAAGAGAAUGUGGAGAUUCUCCAGCACAGUGCCAAAACCUUUUGGAUUGGCAUGUAUAAAACCCAUGAAGUUAAGUGGAUGUGGAUUGACAACAGCACUUUGGACUAUACCAACUGGAAAUCAGGAAUGGCAGAGUCAGAGUCGUGUGUGUACAUCAGUUCUGACACUGGUCUGUGGGGUAUGACAGACUGCAGAAGGUCAUUUCCUUACAUCUGCAAAACACCAAAAGCCCACGUCAUCAAGGAAACUACACAUGGGUCCGCUGGCAUCACCAUGGCUAUAGUAUUAUUUGUAAUCGCCAUAGUUGGACUUGGUGCCUUCCUCCUGUUCCGUAAAAGGAUAACUAGGAUACCUGCCCCCACCCUGGGAGAAUCCACCUUUGACAUCAAGUUAUACUUCAACAAUCCAAACCGAGCAGCGGUAGACACCAAAGGGCUGGUUGAGAACAUCGAGCAGAAUGAGCAAGCAUAGAAAGGCAGGAGAGGAUUGACAAUCAACCCCAUGAAAAUUAGAUUUCUGUCUUUAUUUCAUGCUUAUAUUGUGGAUCACUUUUCUGGAAACUGGAACUGCCUAUUGGUUUUUUGAGGAAUUUUUACGAUUUGUAUCAAAGACAGUUAUUACAAAUUAUUGGGUUUUUGUUUUUCACGAUAAUGUGAUAUGUGAAAUGUGUACAGAUUGUUUUGUGUUUUGUUUUACUUUUAUAAUCAACAUAAAGAAUGAUGAGAAUGACAAAA